Messenger RNA from Hevea brasiliensis (rubber tree), 1053 nucleotides. Its product is annotated as auxin-responsive protein SAUR68-like. Gene Ontology annotation, biological process: response to auxin. The coding region runs from base 520 to 966 and encodes 148 amino acids. The record is from RefSeq and is a predicted model, not a curated record. Lineage: Eukaryota; Viridiplantae; Streptophyta; Magnoliopsida; Malpighiales; Euphorbiaceae. The transcript has a single exon.
UUAAUAAGCAAUGCUGUUACAGAGCACACACACACACAUCACUGUCAGAUACAAUUUCCAUGAAUACCUGUUUUGGCAAUUCUUGGACAUAUUGGGUCCAACUUGGCCUAUCCAUGUCGACAACAGAAUCAGUCUUACACAACCUAACCAAAUUUUAUAAAUAGUUUUAGAUCAGCAAACAUUAAAAGCAAUAAACAGAGAUCAGAGUAUCAAUUUUGCUAGUAAAUUACAUGGCAAAAGGAUAUAGAUAUGACACCACCUUGUUCCACCUUGAUGGGAUGAUUAUGAACAGUAGCAAACAUGCCCACCUCCCCAAAAGGCUCUUACAUCCACCUAUCACAUGGUGUUGCUUCCCAUGUGACCUUCAAUUGUGAGGGACCAUGUCUUCCUCUGAAUAUAUAUAUAGUCCAGCUAUUUAGCCUUACUAACCAUCACAGGGUUAGCAUUCACACUCAAAAAUCUCAAGUUCUCCUCCACUUUCUCCCAUAAAUCUUUCCAUUCAUUUUAUAGAGUAGCAAGAUGAUCAGUAACAAGAAACUGCUUAAAUUGUCAAGGAAAUGGCAAAAGCUGGCUGCAAUCAAGCGAAAGAGAAUUACAUUGCCACAAACCAUUGGAAUUACUAAUACUAGCAACUGCAGCACAUCACCAAUGUCUGAAAAGGGCCAUUUUGCUGUGUAUUCAGCAGAUAAAAAAUGUUUCCUUCUUCCAUUAGAAUAUCUUAAAAAUGAAAUCAUCAAACAGCUGCUCAACAUGGCAGAAGAAGAAUUUGGAUUGCAAAACAAGGGGCCUCUCACACUGCCAUGUGACACAGAGCUUAUGGGAUAUGCAUUUGGUUUGAUCAAACAGCAGGCUACUAGAGAUGUUGAGAAUGCUUUCUUGACAUCCAUAUCUAGCUAUUGUUUUUCACUGUCUUUCUGUCUGCAAGAUCAAGUAACUAGCAACCAGUUACCAAUUUGCAGUUUUUGAAGAGUUAUAAUUAGAUUUGUAAAUAACGCACACAAUAGCGUAUUUUCAUACAAUUUAUCAAAAGUCUCAAAAUAUUUUUCAUGCUUA